Molecule: messenger RNA, 306 nt
Organism: Coccidioides immitis RS
Lineage: Eukaryota; Fungi; Ascomycota; Eurotiomycetes; Onygenales; Onygenaceae
Exons: 2
Coding region: 1-306 (101 amino acids)
Source: RefSeq, a predicted model, not a curated record
AUGGGUCUUGUAAGCCGGCUGCUCCCACUGGCUAUGCUAUUCCUUUUCCUUGCAAUUAUUGGAUUCCUGGGCCUGGUAGUGUACAACAUCGUUAUGGACGUGAAGGCGCAGACGAAGAAGCACAUGGAGAAGAACAACGUGAUGUUCUCGAAGGACGGAGUAACUGUGGAGUUAAAGGAGCUAAACGAUGAAGAGUACAAGGACAGAACUCAAAGCGUCCUUGUCGACGUUUGGAAUCACGGCGCUCUGCCUGAUAUGAAGUACCACUGGCGACGGAAGACGCCGAGCAACAACCACGGAAAAUAA